Molecule: messenger RNA, 5892 nt
Organism: Caenorhabditis auriculariae
Lineage: Eukaryota; Metazoa; Nematoda; Chromadorea; Rhabditida; Rhabditidae
Source: the annotation of a GenBank genome assembly
AUGGGAUCUCGAGAAGAUGAGGCCGAAGCUCGCGAGAAGGUUCGUUAACUCUACUUUUAUCAGUUAUCAUCUGUUGAUCAUCUUUGGACUUUGCAAACUGGAAAAUCUGUCAGACCUUCAUCUCUUUUUUUUUGCAUUUCUAACAAUUUUUUCAUCACCACUUUCAGUGUAGUUUUCAUUAAAAAAUACUCAAAAUCCGAUUGUUCGGAAAAAGAAAUCCGUUUCACCAAUAUAUGAUAUCCUUAAGAUUAAGCAAUUGAAAGCCAUCUGUUUGAGGGCAAAAACUAGCGGAGCGAUUCUAAAGACCGCUAAAGUGAGAUCGAAAACGCUUGCAGGGUUGAUCGAAGGCCAAGUCUUCGAUUACCUAUAAGUUAACGCCUGAAACAUCUUUCCGUUUCAAUACUUUCUUGAAUUUUGCCUAUUCUUCUUUCUAAAUCCCAGCUAUAAACUUUUUUCCUGAUUAUGAAAAAAGAAAAGCAAGCUGAUUCAUAACCGGCUUUCAAAAGUUCGCAAUGCUCAUGUCUUGCAAUAGAAUAGCAUAUAUAAAGUUUAUCUGGAGAAGUUACCUAUUUCAGCUGGAGCGCAGGUUGUCGGAGUUAGUUUUAAUAAAUAUUUUAGUUAAAAAAAAACCAAAAAACCUCAAAGUAUGAUAAAGAGCUAGUUGGAAUAUUACUUCUGUUCCUACCUCCAGGUUUUCAUGAAAAAAGUGCUUAUCCAACUGUUCCGCAGGUGCGCGAGCUGCUCUCUCGGCCGCCGUCGAGCCGCCCCGCAGACUUCGUGAAUCCUCUGGAGAAGAUCGAGCAGCUGUUGACUUGUCCAAUCUGUCUCGACCGCUACAAGUUGGUUUGCUCUUCGGGUGUCGGGCGGUCACAAGAACACCGUCACUUGACUGAUUUUUGUUUUGACCCCAACAAACUUUGUCUCUGAGUCAGCCGAUGGGGAUCAGCUGAGAAGUAUUGACUAUUUAAUAGGCUUGAAAAGCGUCCUCUCGAGUAGUAAGAGGCAAAACGAACGCUUGUAAAGAAACAAGAGAGAAGGCCGGCGCAGGCGAAUUACACUGGCGCACCGCCGACGGCUCAAGUGUGAUGUGUCGUUCCGUCUUCCCCAAUUUUUAUGCGAGUCCAACGAUUUUGAUUGCUGGAAUUGUUGAGAAUAGCCAGAGAGUGAUUUGAAGAAGCGAAGAUUCGAAAACUUGGAGGUCUAAGAAAAUAAUUUUCUUAAAAAAAGAGAACUCUCAAUUUAUUUCUAUGUCGAAAGUCUUAUUAGUAAUCUUCUUCAAAACUGCACCAGUAAGAAAAAUAAUGCUGUUAAAUUUUUUUCCCGUAUUGUAAAAAAAGGAAAAAGAAGGAAAAAAAUAUUUCAGGCAGCCAAAACUUCUGCCUUGUCAGCAUUCCUUCUGCUAUCCUUGCCUGGAAAGUUGCGCCGACAGCCUUCACAGGUAAGAUCUUUGAGUGGGCCGAGAACCUGGGACAUCAUUUUUGUAUCCAUCCAGUCACUUGAAUUCAUUUUCAGCACCUAGUAAUAUAAUUUUUUAAGGUUUGUGAGGAUUGAUUGAAGAAAAGUUGAGAAAUGAAUCUCAGAUAUAAGAUUUUUGUGAGAAUAAUUUUUUAUGAUAACAAUCGGUUUAGAGCGCAAAUCGACCAUCAACUCUUUAUUUAUUCGAUGAUUCUGUAGAAAAUCUUCUCUAAAAAUGAAUAAAUUUGGAAGUUUGUGAUUUGUGAACAGCAACACGGAUUAUGUAAUUUCUAUGUUAACCAAACCUAAUUUCUAAAUUGACUUGUUUUUUUCAACUCGAAUAACUAUUAUACAAUAAAUUAAAAAUAAUUUUACAACAGGAAGAAAGGAAAUGCUUAUAGAUAAUAUUUUCUUUUGAGUUGAACGGUAUCUCGCAGAAAAAAAAGUUUUCAGUAUAAGAAAAACUAGAAAGAAAUAGGGAUUUUGUUUUAAAACGUUAAAAUUUUAAAAUCAAGUUCAACACUUCAUGUAAUUCAAAAAUUCUUUUGCAAGUUAGUUUUGUUUCAGAUCUUUGAAAUGCCCCGAAUGUCGUGCUGAGCAUAAUAUACCGUAUGAUGGGGUCAAAGCCUUCCAGGUUCCUGUUUUUCGUUCCUAUUCGCUAACUUCCGAUUUAGCCAAACUAUACUUUGACGGGUUUCCUCGAAAUUCAUUUGCAAGCGACUCCAGAGUCAGCGGCAGAAAUCGAGGAGUAUAUUCACAGGUUACUAUUUGAAUUUUAUUCUGAAUAUGAAGUUUUUGAUGAGUCCAAAUGAAAAAAAUUCCAGGUAUAAUUUGGAAAGAUGCAAAGUUUGCGACGAAAAGGCAGACUGCGAACCAUGUGCUCAUUGUGAUCGGAAAGCUUGCAAGGUUGGAAUUUCAUUACUUUUUUUCUAAACGAUUUUAUUCCAAUCUCAUUUUGUUUUCAAAGGUUUUUUGUGUUUUUCAGGCUAUUUUCAGUCCCAUCAUACAUGUCGAGAAAGUCAAAAAAAAAAAUGCAUAGUAACUUUAUCGUUAAAUUUCAAACUCAUUGAUCUUCAACGUCCUUAUUUGAAAAUCUGAUAGUCGUUUUAAAAAAAACCUUUCGAUCAGCUCUUUUUUUGUGAAAGAUUAAUUCAAACAUUAAUUUUUCAUGAUUUGAGAAGCAGAAACUUUUCAGAGAAUCAUUAUGUUUAACUUCCAAUCUGUAUCAUUGGAGCUGAAUUUUCAUCGACGAACUCAUUAGCCAACCCGAUAACCGUGCUCAGGAAUGUCGACAGACACAUAUGGACAUGCUGAAAAGGGACAUGUCCCGUCUCCUCAAUCAGGUCAAACGACUCUCCAACCGCAUAAUCGAGGCUUCCGACAACCUCUCCAAGGGUAUCGAGCUCAUGUCUCUGAACUGCGAGACGACCAAAGACGAGGUCCGAGAAUACUUCCAUCGGUUCGUUCAUUCAUUUUGGUUAUUUCAAUAUGUAGCCUAGUUAAAAGAAUUAUCAAAAAUUGUUGUAUUUUUUUUUUUCGAAUAAGUCUGCGCGUGAUAAUAAAUAGCUAAAAUCUUGCAUAAUGCAUAAUAAAUUCCUACUUUGUAUAGCAUUUAAAAAAUGAAAAAAUGCUGAGGAUAGUACAUUGAAGCUUACUCGAUAUUACAUGAUACUUUAUUUUGCCACUCUAUUGUGUUCUAAAUGUUUUUAGAUACCAACGCGACCUGAAGAAACGAGAAGAAAACUUCAUUUACGAGAUCGAAACGUUCCAUGCGACGGAAAGCCGCCUGAUGAGCAAUUUGCGGGACGUUCUGGAGAUCGAGAGCUCGAACAUGAGUGAAGCCGUGGCCCGUCUAGACGCAGCCAUCAAGGUCAGAUCUGUCUUCAGAAUCGACUAACCGAGGGGCCAUUUUAGGGAGAGUGCGCGAUUGAAGACGCAGAUCUAGUGCGUCUGAAGAACACUUUCACAGAGGGCCUGGAUUACCUCAGAAACUUCCAGGUACACAUUUCACCUCCUUCUUCAAUUUAUCUAUGUGGUUUCAGCCGGACGCCGACGAACUUUUCAAUCGGAAACUGCGAUUUUCAGCUGGCGACGACGCUUCCAAGCUGCCUGCCGCCAUCACUACCUGUGGAGAGCUUUGCGUUUUGGUUCCACAGUUUUCUGGAAGGUUCUCUUGGAACAAACUCUCUCAGUAUCCAACCUUAUGUAGGUAUUUGCCGUUGGAGCAAUCUUACUUGCCGAGGCCUUUCCGACUGCCUUUGGAAAGUGACACUUAUCGCGUUCGAGGAGAAGACAAAUCGGCGAGUCAUCGAGAAAACGACCGGACGUCACGGAUGAGGUUUAAUGGAACUAGGCUGAUCAUCAUCUGAUUUUUCUUGUUUUUAGAAUAUUUAAAUUAGUACAGACAAUGAUUUAGUUUUCUUCAGUCAGAGCUAAAAAUUCGAACAAUGUAACAUUGAAGAACUAGUCUAAAAAUUGCUGCGAAGUAAAAGAAACUGAUCUGAAGGAUGGCUGCAUGUAAUUUUUUUCUGAUAAAUGAAUGUAAAAAAGAGUAAAAAACUCUUUUCACCUAUUAUAUUCCAGUUUGCGCAACGAAGUCGACGAAGGAUCUUUGCGAUACAAAAGACGUCAGCAACUCGAAGAAGAAGCUUGGAACAGACUUCGAGGCGCUGGUACCGGAGCCGACACGGAGCGGCCGCAAGUCAGGUCGCCCUGGCUGACAAAAAUCGACACUUCGACUCCAACAUUGACGACGCCGCAGGAUUCUCUUCACAAGACUGUUGAGCAUUCGAAAACGACGUCUUCUGUGGCUCGAAAAGACGUGAACAACGCCCUGGCUCCGCCAGCUUCUUCAUCUCUCACUUCAACACCGAGGACUUCUCCGCUCCCCAAGCAUGCGGUCGUGGCUUCGAUUCCGUCUCCAAAGACUCCAGAACCGGCGAGUUCCGAAGAGAGUCUUCCUGAUAUACGCCCGAUGACGAGGAAGCCUCCACUCCCACGUCAAGCCUCCAGUAACGACGAUUCUUUGAACGAAAAAGUGGAAGUGAUCCGAAGAGCCCAUGCUCAGAGAACAGCUGCCUCUCGCGCCGUCUCCAGCGAGGAGUCCGACGGCGACGAGCCAACCAUCGUAGCUCCCCCUAGAGGGCGCAUCAGGAUCGUCUGUCGUGCUGCUUCUGUAAACCGAGAUGAUGGUCUCACCGAGCACACACCUAUCCAGGUGACGCACUUCACAGGUGAGGAUGAGGUUGAAAUUCCGGCGUGGCUGCAGCGCCGCCGUCAGCGAUUCCAAAGGUCGCGAACUAACCCCGACAUCCAGUCGCAGUUCACCUCGCAGCGCGUCCAACAGCUGCUCGCCGAACGUCAACAACGCAAUUCUCGUUUAGACAGUUCGACGAGUGCCGACGAGGAGAAGCGAGUUCGUGGACGGUCGGCUUCCCGUGAAGCCGGAGAGUGGAGAGCGCGCGGACGACCUCGAACAGUUUUUGGUCGCAAAGGAGCCAAGGAAGGAGAGCUGAACUGGCCACGAGGCGUCUGUGCCGUCGCUGGAGGCCUCAUCGCUGUAUGCGACUCCUCAAAUCAUCGAAUCGUCGUGUUUGACAAGGACGGAAAGUACGUUCGACAGUUUGGCGGAUACGGUUGCGCCUCUGGCCAGUUGGACUCGACUGCUGGAAUCGCCAGUUCCAAGCAGAGAAUAGUUGUUUCCGACCGCUACAACCACAGAAUCUGCAUAUUUUCCAACGAGGGAGAGUUUGUAAGCACCUUUGGCGGACACGGACAAGCCAAUGGAAAGUUCAAUAAUCCUUGGGGCGUCGCAGUCGACGAGCUAGGUUCUAUCUACGUUGCGGACAAGGUGAACUUCGGGACAAGGACUUUUUCUAUAUAUUUUAUUAAGGACAAUCAUCGCGUGCAAGUCUUUGAUAAAAAUGGACAGUUCAUCGCUAAAUUCGGUACUUUCGGCCAUCUUCCAGGUCAGCUGAACAGUCCGCUGUUUGUUGCUGUCAGUAAGACGAAUCAUCAGGUGAAAAAAGUUGUCCAUUGAUGAUUUAAGUUUUUUAUCUUCAGGUUUACGUCUCUGACUCGUCCAACCACCGCAUCUGUGUCUUCGACCCACAGGGCAUCCAUCUUUUCUCUUUCGGAGAGGAAGGUUUUCACGGCGGACAGUUCAAGUUUCCAAGAGGCAUCGCAAUAGAUUCCCAGGUUAGUUCAGUUGGCCGGAAAUUGCUGAUUGUGGGAAUUAUUCUGCAGGAGAAUGUUUUGAUAGCCGACUCCGGCAACAACCGGAUCCAGGUUUUUGAUACAAAUGGACAGUUCGUCUCGUCGUUCGGAACCUGGGGAAGCGGCGCAGGACAGCUGAAAGGCGUCGAGGACCUUUGCGUGGCGGCUGACGGCGCCAUCGUCGCCACCGACCGCGAAAAUCAUCGUAUCCAAAUCUUCUAA